This is a messenger RNA of Catharus ustulatus (Swainson's thrush), 1023 nucleotides long. RefSeq names its product phosphohistidine phosphatase 1 (gene PHPT1). The transcript has 3 exons. Gene Ontology annotation, biological process: peptidyl-histidine dephosphorylation. Gene Ontology annotation, molecular function: protein histidine phosphatase activity. The record is from RefSeq and is a predicted model, not a curated record. The coding region runs from base 394 to 753 and encodes 119 amino acids. Gene Ontology annotation, cellular component: cytosol. Lineage: Eukaryota; Metazoa; Chordata; Aves; Passeriformes; Turdidae.
GCGGGGAUCAGGGAAGGGGAGGCAGAGCUGGGGCCAACGCCCGUCACCCGGGACGCCCGCGCCGCUCUGCCCGGCCCCACUCCCCGCUGCCGAUCUCACCGCCAGGACCGGAACCGGGAACAGCCUCCACCCCCAGAGACGCGGCCCGGCGGGACCUCGCGCAGGCUAUGGGUGGGGCCUGGCUCCACGGGCGCUGGUUGGACACUGGGCGGGGGAGGCGGGAACACGAGCAGGGGCCGGGCGUUGGUUGGACAGUGGGCGGGGGAGGCGGGAACACGAGCAGGAGCCGGGCGCUGGUUGGAAGCUGGGCGGAGGAGGCGGGAACACGAGCAGGGGCCGGGCGCUGGUUGGAAGCUGGGCGGAGGAGGCGGGAACGGCGCGCGGGCGGUAGCGAUGGCGGGCGAGGCUCUGUCGCGGGUACCGGACGUGCAGAUCGAUGGCGAUGGUGUCUUCAAGUACGUGCUGGUGCGGGUGCGCGGGGCCGGCGCGCCCGCUAAGGACGUCGUGCGAGGUCACGGCUGGGCCGAGUACCACGCCGAUAUAUUCGAGCGCACUGCGGAGGAGCUGGCGCGGCACGGCCUGAGCUGCGAGUGCCUGGGCGGCGGUCGCCUCUCCCACCGCCCCGAAGAGAGGAAGAUCCACGUCUACGGGUACUCGGUGGGCUUUGGACGAGCUGACCACGCUGUGACUACAGAGAAGCUGAAGGCCGAGUAUCCAGACUAUGAGAUCACCUGGGCAGAUGAAGGGUACUGACUCCUCUGUCUGUGCUGCCAGCCCAGGGCUGGCACAGUUGUACACAGCACCAGGGCGGUGGCAACAGGCUCCCCAUGCUCAGCGGUGCUCCAGGCUCUCCUGAUUUUCCUCUGUGUUGAACUGACGCAUUCUCCGCCAUCACCAGACUGUUCCCGUGUGGGGUGCUCCCUACUCCCUGGCUUGGCAAAGCUGGUGAAGACAGUGGUUGCUCUGCCCCGGCCUCCUGGUGCCACAUGUAUCUGUGAGAAUUAAAGUCUUUGGGAGAGCACA